Molecule: messenger RNA, 10609 nt
Organism: Engraulis encrasicolus (European anchovy)
Lineage: Eukaryota; Metazoa; Chordata; Actinopteri; Clupeiformes; Engraulidae
Gene: cdc42bpab
Product: CDC42 binding protein kinase alpha (DMPK-like) b
Exons: 41
Coding region: 836-6265 (1809 amino acids)
Biological process (GO): actomyosin structure organization; peptidyl-threonine phosphorylation
Cellular component (GO): cytoplasm; cytoskeleton; actomyosin
Molecular function (GO): ATP binding; protein serine/threonine kinase activity
Source: RefSeq, a predicted model, not a curated record
UGCAGCAGCAAGCUGGAGCUGAGACGCAAGCCACCGACCGGGGGAGGCUGGGAAAGGCAGCGUUCAGGAUUGGAAUGAGCCACAGAUCUUUCUCUCUCUCUCUCUCUGGCGUUGCAAAUGAGUGUGCCCCCAGACGACGACCCAACUGCAUUCGACGUUGUGUAAUUGUUAUCCAUGAAGAUAUUGUCCACGGCUGACCAUUUUCAACUGGGGAACGGGGCUGGCGGAUGAUUUGCGAAGAAUGGAAUUUAGAGGAAGAAACUAGCUGGGCUAAGCCUUUCGUCCUCUGUAGUCUCAACAGAGGAGGGGCAUUGGAGCUUUUGUAGCAUUGCAGAUCCUGAAUUGAUGCAUUUUUUGGAGAACACAUAAUGGAUAUCCUCACAUCGCAGAAAAUCGGCAGAUCCUUUUCAAAUGCGUUUUAAUACAUAUUGGUGUCCUUUUCGGGACAUCUAGGAAAGGAGUUGAAAGACGAAAGGAAAUACUACAAGCAACUCUGUUAGCUUAGAGCUCUACGUCAAAAAUCCACCACCGGGCCGGGGCAGGGUCGACAAUUGGGAAGUCUCUCUUCGGCCUCUCUGGAGUGGACAUUAAGGGAAAUGUACAGAUAAUGAUGUGGCUCACACACAUACUGCGUCCGCUGCUGAUACAUUAACACGGCGAGCGGUAUGAUUGAUUUCCUUUAGCUCCACAUCUCAUCUCCGCUUCUCCUUGGAACUUUUUUUUUUGAACCUUCUGUUUCUGUCGCCGGCGUGGCUUUAUCCCUGCAAAGCAAAGGCUUAUAGUCUGUAAAUAUUAACACAAUUCGCUACCUAGUCAACUUAAAACCAUUUUAAUCAUGUCGGGGGAAGUCCGCUUGAAGAAAUUGGAAAAACUGAUUUUGGAUGGCCCAGUUCAAUCCAACGGCCAAUGUAUCAGCGUGGAAACAUUACUGGAUAUACUUGUCUGCCUCUACGACGAAUGUAGCAGCUCGCCGAUCAGACGAGAGAAAAACAUCCAAGAGUUUCUAGAAUGGGCUAAACCCUUCACCUCCAAGGUCAAGCAGAUGCGUCUGCGCAGAGAGGACUUUGAGAUCCUGAAGGUCAUUGGCCGAGGAGCUUUUGGAGAGGUUGCCGUGGUGAAGGUAAAGAACACAGACAAGGUGUUUGCCAUGAAGAUCCUCAACAAGUGGGAGAUGCUCAAGAGAGCUGAGACGGCGUGUUUCCGUGAGGAGCGAGACGUGCUGGUGAAUGGAGACUGCCAGUGGAUCACCACCCUACACUACGCCUUUCAAGACGACAACAACCUGUACCUGGUGAUGGAUUACUAUGUGGGCGGUGACCUCCUGACGCUGCUGAGUAAAUUUGAGGACCGGCUGCCGGAGGACAUGUCCAAGUUCUACCUGGCCGAGAUGGUGCUGGCCAUCCACUCCGUACACCAGCUGCACUACGUACACAGGGACAUCAAGCCAGACAACAUCCUGAUGGACGUGAACGGCCACAUACGCCUGGCGGACUUCGGCUCCUGCCUGAAACUCAUGGACGACGGAACUGUCCAGUCCUCGGUGGCGGUGGGCACUCCUGACUACAUCUCUCCAGAGAUCUUGCAGGCCAUGGAGGACGGUAAGGGGAAGUACGGGCCUGAGUGUGACUGGUGGUCUCUGGGCGUGUGCAUGUACGAGAUGCUUUACGGGGAGACGCCCUUCUACGCAGAGUCCCUAGUGGAGACCUACGGCAAGAUCAUGAACCACAAGGAGCGUUUCCAGUUCCCGGCGGCGAUGACGGACGUCUCGGAGGACGCCAAGGACCUGAUGCGGCGUCUGAUCUGCAGCCGCGAGCACCGUCUGGGCCAGAACGGCAUCCUGGACUUCCAGCAGCACCCCUUCUUCAGCGGCAUCGACUGGGACAACAUCCGCUGCUGCGAGGCGCCCUACAUCCCCGAGGUCAGCUCGCCCACCGACACCUCCAACUUCGACGUGGACGACGACUGCCUGAAGAACUCGGAGACGUUGCCCCCUCCAUCCCACACCGCCUUCCCAGGUCACCACUUCCCCUUCGUGGGAUUCACUUACACCAGCAAAUGCACGCUGUCUGACCGUGGCUCUCUGCGUGAGUGUGGGGGUCCUCCACAGUCCCCUCUGGACGUGACGGUGCAGCGCAGCCUGGAGGAGAGUCUGGCCUCGGAGGCCUACGAGAGGCGCAUACGCCGCCUGGAGCAGGAGAAGCUGGAGCUCAGCCGCAAGCUACAGGAGUCCACUCAGGCGGUGCAGGCGCUGCAGUACCCCAACUCUGAAGGCCCGCCCCCGCCGCAGUCACCCGGCAGCAGUGUCACCAAGGAGACGGAGAUCAGGAGCCUGAAGAACGAGAUCGACAUCCUCAAGAAGCAGAUCGCCGAAUCUGGUCAGCUGGAGCAGCAGCUGGAGGAGGCCUCGUCUGCGCGGAGAAACCUGGAGGACUCCUCAAAGCACAUCAGGAACCUGGAGAAGCAGCUCAAGGCCGUCGCCAACGACAGAGACGACCUGCAGAAGGAGCUCCAAGAGCAGGCUGAGCGCGUGAAGGCCCAGGCUAAGGACCUGAAGGAGGCCCACAGCCAGAGGAAGCUGGCCCUGCACGAGUUCUCGGAGCUGAGCGAGCGGCUGGGUGACCUGCGCUCCCAGAAGCAGCGGCUCUCACGCCAGCUGCGGGACAAGGAGGACGAGGUGGAGGCCCUCGGGCAGAAGGCAGAGGGGCUGCGGCUGGAGCUACGCAAGGCCGAGAGGACCAGGAAAGAGUGUGAGGCUCAGGCUGAGGAACAGGCUGCUGAGGCCCAGAAGGAGCGAAAGCUGAGAGAGUGCAGCGAGCAGUACAGCAGACAACUGGAGGAGGAACUGGAGAUGGUCAAGCAGAAGCCCAUCUCCUCCCUCACCUCCUCCUCAGACAGUGCUGACGGUGCCGCGCCCACCACCCCCACCGCGUCCUCCGGGGAGCAGGAGCAGGAGCUGGCGCGGGUGCGAGGGGAGCUGGAGCGGCGGGCGGUGCAGGCGGAGGAGGAGCGCGUGCGCAGGGACAGCCAGCACGCCGCCGAGCUCAAGGGGCUGCGCAAGGAGCUGCACGACGCCGAGGCGCAACACCUCGCGCUGCACAAGGAGAUACUGGUGCUGAAGGACAAACUGGAGAAGACGCGCAGAGAGAGCCAAAGCGAGCGUGAGGAGUUUGAGACGGAGUUCAAGCAGAAGCAGGAGAGAGAGAGGACUCUACUGACGGAGGAGAACAAGAAGCUCUCCAGCGAACUGGACAAAGCGACUGGUCUGUAUGAGCAGUUGAGUGUCUCCAAUAAGUCUCUGGAGGAGGAGCUGAGAGAGCUGGCAGACAAGAAGGAGAGCGUAGCGCACUGGGAAGCGCAGAUCACCGAAAUCAUCCAGUGGGUGAGCGAUGAGAAGGAUGCUCGUGGGUAUCUGCAGGCUCUGGCCACCAAGAUGACAGAGGAGCUGGAGGGACUCAGGACCACCAGCCUGGGAGCACGCGGCACGGACAUGCCGUGGAAGAUGCGUCGCUUUGCUAAGUUGGACAUGUCUGCUCGUCUGGAGCUGCAGUCUGCUCUGGAUGCGGAGAUCAGGGCCAAGCAGAGCAUCACUGAGGAACUCAACAAGGUCAAGGCAUCCAGCAUCUCCACAGAGUGUAAACUGCAGGAGGCGGAGAGUAAGAACCAGGAGCUGCUGUGUGAGACGGAGCGGCUGAAGAAGGAGCUGGAGGAGCUGAGACUCAGGAGAGGAGUGAAGCACCAGGACUCCCAGAAUUCCUUCCUGGCGUUCCUGAACGCUCCCACCUCCGGACUGGACCAGUUCGAUCGUUCCCCCUCCGUGGGUCCAGGCAGCAAAGGCCGACGUCUGGACUCUGUGGACUACACCCCCUCCAACACUCCGUCUCAUGAUGACGAGAAGCGGCGUGUGUCCCGCUCUCACUCCCCCUCCACCACCAGCGACAUGGAGCCCAUUGAGUUGAUGGAUCACCCCUCUCGAGUUCACACCCCCACCAUGCGUUCUGGAUAUGGCAGUUUGGGACACUCCUCUCCAAAGCCUAAAGCUCACCAGUUUGUGGUGAAGUCGUUCACCGUGCCGACCAAAUGCAACCAGUGCACAUCGCUCAUGGUGGGCCUGAUUCGACAGGGCUGCAUAUGUGAAGUGUGCAACUUCUCGUGCCACGUGGCGUGUGCGGAGAAGGCCCCAGCAGUGUGUCCCGUGCCCCCCGACCAGACCAAGGGACCCCUGGGCAUCGACCCUCAGAGGGGCAUCGGGACCGCCUACGAGGGCCACGUCAGGGUGCCUAAGCCCACUGGCGUGAAGAAGGGUUGGCAGCGGGCGUUGGCGGUGGUGUGUGACUUCAAACUCUUCCUGUAUGAGCUGGGGGAGGGCAAGGCCACGCAGCCCAGCGUAGUGGUCAGCCAGGUCAUCGACAUGAGGGAUGAGGAGUUCUCUGUCAGCUCCGUGUUGGCCUCUGAUGUCAUCCAUGCCAAUCGCAAGGACAUCCCCUGCAUAUUCAGGGUAACGGGUUCGCAGCUGUCGGCGUCUCCGGGCCAGAAGGCGUCCAUCUUGAUCCUGGCCGACAGCGACCACGAGCGCAACAAGUGGGUGGGGCUUCUGACGGAACUGCAGCGAAUCCUGCGCAAGCACAAGCUGAAGGAGAGAAGCGUCUACGCCCCCAAGGAGGCCUACGACAGCACACUACCGCUAAUCAAGGGAACGCAGACCGCAGCCAUCAUAGAUCAUGAGCGAGUUGCCCUUGGCAACGAAGAGGGCCUGUUUGUCAUCCACGUCACCAAAGACGAGAUCAUCCGCGUGGGGGACAGUAAGAAGGUCCACCAGGUGGAGUUGAUCGCUCCGGAGCAGCUGCUGGCCGUGGUGUGCGGACGCAACCGGCAGGUGCGCCUGCUGUCCGCGGCCUCUCUGGAUGGCCGCGACCUGGAGCCGGUGAAGAUGGCGGACACCAAGGGUUGCCAGGCGCUGGCGUGGGGCCAGGCGCGUCAGGGCCACGGGGGCCUCACCUGCCUCUGCGUGGCCAUGAAGAGACAGGUGGUGGUGUACGAGCUCAACAAGACCAAGACGCGACACCGACGCAUACGGGAGAUACAGGUCCCUGGCGUGGUGCAGUGGAUGGCGGUGCAGAGCGACCGCCUGUGCGUGGGGUGGCAGGCGGGCUUCGCGCGUUACAGCCUGCCGGGCGAGGGUUCGGGUUCGACGGGUUCGACGCUGGGCGCCGUGAGCCUGCUGCACCCGGACGACCCCACGCUGACCUUCCUGUCCCAGCAGCCCCUGCCCAGCUCGGGCGACGCCCUGUGCGCCGUGGAGCUGUCGGCCAAGGAGCUGCUGCUCUGCUUCGGGUGCCUGGGCGUCUACGUGGACUGGCAGGGCCGGCGCUCGCGGCAGCAGGAGCUCAUGUGGCCCGCCACACCCACUGCAUGCUGUUACAGCGCCCCCUACCUGUCGGUGUACAGCGAGAACGCCGUGGACGUGUUUGACGUCAACAGUAUGGAAUGGAUCCAGACCAUCCCGCUCAAGAAGGCUCGGCCCUUGAACGAGGACGGAUCACUGAACCUGUUGGGUUGGGAGACGGUGCGACUGGUCUACUUCAGAAACAAAAUGGCUGAGGGUGAUGAGCUGUGUGUUCCGGAGGUGAGUGAGAACAGCAGGAAGCAGCUGGUGAGGAGCAUCAACAACAAGAGACGCUUCUCAUUCAGGAUACCAGAGGAGGAGAGACUACAGCAGAGGAGGGAGAUGCUCCGUGACCCUGAGAUGCGCAGCAAGCUGAUCUCCAACCCCACCAACUUCAACCACGUGGCCCACAUGGGGCCCGGAGACGGCAUCCAAGUGCUCAUGGACCUGCCCAUGGUAACACGCACUCAAAACGUGCGUGCUCAGGAGAACAGGGCAACCUUCAGCGCUUCCGCCAGCAUCUCCUCCAUCAACAAGGUCCGCGGGGAACCCGGCAGAUCCAUGAGUGCCAGCAGCGGCCUUGGCAUACGCUCUAACUCCCAGAAUGGCAGUGCGCUGCGUAGGGAGUUCUCUGGCAGCAGCUACGGCUCCUCUAAGCGCCAGACCAUGACGUCUCCCUCCGAGAGCUCGCUGUCGUCUGGAGGCGGCAUGGACGUGGGCGACGCCCCGCUCUCGCAGUUCGACCGCGAGGACUCGGACUCCCCGCGUCACUCCACGGCCUCCACCAGCUCCACCUUCAGCAGCCCCCCCAGCCCCGCCUCCCCCCACAAGGCCAAGAGCCUGUCCCUGGAGAGCACCGACCGCACCGCCUGGGACACAUGAGGAGAGCAGGACACACACACACACACACACACACACACACACACACACACACACACACACAUACUCACACACACACACACACACACACACACACACACACACACACACACACACACACACACACACACACACACACACACAUACUCACACAAACAUACACGCACAAACACACACACAUACUCACACAAACAUACACGCACAAACACACACACAUACUCACACAAACAUACACACACACACACACACAUACUCACACAAACAUACACGCACACACACAUACUCACACAAACGUACACACAUACUCACACACACAUACUCACACACACACACAGACACACACACGGACCGCACCGCCUGAGACACAUGAGAACCCCUUCUUGAUGAGCCACACACACACACACACACACAUACACAUCUGAAUAUGCACAGACACACACACACACACACAUACACAUGGACACAGGCAUCCACACACAGGCAUGUACACACAUCUAGUACAUGGAAACUGGCACGCGCACACUGCCUCACACACGCACGCACACCUUCGACUCCACCUCUUGCUCCUGAUCUCUUCCGCGAGACUCUCCUUCUCUUCUUGAGAGAGACAUGAGGGGACCGAGAUGGUACAUGCCACGGGGCGGCACACGCACACACACACACACACGCACACGCACGCACGCACGCACGCACGCACACACACACACACACACACACAGUUUCCAGUUUUGAGACUCCUCUCCUCUUCUCCCCCACCACUCUUCUUGGCCCCUCCUCCCCUCAGUGUACUUGGCCAAUGACACUCCCCCACUCUUCUUGGCCCCUCCUCCUCUCAGUGUACUCGGCCAAUGGGACUCCACCACUCUUCUUGGCCCCUCCUCCUCUCAGUGUACUCGGCCAAUGACACUCCACCACUCUUCUUGGCCCCUCCUCCUCUCAGUGUACUCGGCCAAUGGCACUCCACCACUCUUCUUGGCCCCUCCUCCUCUGAGUGUACACAGCCAAUAGCACUGCACUCCUCCAAGUCUCCACAGCUUUAUAGACCACUCCCCUUUCCAAACCACUCCCCCACCCACACCCCCAAUCUCCUUCAGGGGGGUGGCCAUGGUUACUAACAGUUACUUACUGGGUGCCUGAACCAUGGCAGGUGUGUGUGUGUGUGCACGCGUGCGCGUGCGCGUGUGAGUGUGUGUGUGUGUGACUUAGAGGGUUGUCUAAUUGACAUGGGGGUGAAAAUAAAGAUAUGAAAAUGCCCUCCGCCCCCGCCCCCGCCCCACCCUUGCACACACUCCUUCUUUUUACAGACGUGCUUUGUAAAAACUGGAACCGCAGCCGGAUGAAAUUGAGUCGCGCGUUUGUUGGUCUUGGACUAUUGAGACCUACAGUACUGACGCAACUUUGAAAAAUGACACAAAGCCCGCCAUCCGAGACGGACGGGACAUAUUUUACACGCUGUGAAUGAAUGGCACCUGUGUACAUAUCUAAUCAUUUAAGCUAAGGGAGGGGGGUGGAUAUUUUAUUUAUUCUUACUCAAUGCCAGACACUCCAGAGAGUAGUAACGAGUUAUCAGGAGCAGCGGUCGCCUCUGUCCCCCUCUUAUCUGGCCUUCUCGUGGUUGGCUGUCUGAAUCUACCAGCCCAGGGUGACGGGUUCGAGAGGAGGGAGGGAGGGGCGGGCUACGCUGCCAUUCACUGUUAAUGCCACACAGAAAACGUGCACCACCUCAACUCCUCAAACUCAAACUCAUCUUCAUCGUCUCAUCGCUCAACUCUGCGGGUGUGGAAAGGAAACGCUACAGUGUCAUCAGCAAAGGAGGACAAUAAAACAUAAGCUUAAACUGCCUAACAUGGGACUGACACUUAGUAGCUAGUACUACACACACACACACACACAUACACACACACACACACACACACACACACACACACACACACACACACAAAGCUCAGCCUACCGUCAUCAUACUAUAGAACGAUAGGAAUGCUGUGUACCAAGCCUCAUCAAGUUACCAUGGUAACUAACCACGAUGACCACUCCCCCUUUAGUUGUUGACCAAUUGGCACAACCUUCAGCAUCAUGGACACGCCCCCACACAUCCAGGAUGUACAUACAUCCAAAAGUAGAGUAUAUAAUAUAUAUAUAAUAAAAAAAUAUUAUAGAGACGAGGGGAAGCUUUAAAGAAAACUAGCGGCAGAGGACAGCACGCAUUCCACUCUUGAGAAUGUUCUAACAAGUGGACUUUCUCAAGGCUGUCUUUUCAAACCACUUUUCUCUGUUUUUUUUUAAUUAUUAUUAUUAUGCAUCAUUGGAUUUUCUUUCUUUUCCUUUUUUUGCAUUUUAGAGUUUUAUUUAAGUGUCGAGACUGGUGGAGUGUUUUUAUUUUUUGCCUCGUGUCCCUCAUAGGAAAAGCUGUUUUCAUUUGCAUUACGGUUUACAAUGAUGUUUGUUUACUUUUCACUUCACUUGCACAUACGGUUCCUUCUCCAACCCACGUCAGCUGCCACUUUGAUCCUCGGCGACUUCUCCCAAAACAGUCCUUCCUGUCGUCCUGAUGCUAACGAGUGUGCAUCGCUUACCACAUGCUUCACAGAGACUGCGCACAAAUAAUACAGUACGUCAUGACGAUUCACCUUGUUAGAAGUUUUGUAACUGGAAAAAUAAUGUUCCUUAACCACAAAAGUUACUUAAGAAUGUUCUGGUCUGAUUAAGUUUGGACUGGAAGUAUCACAAAGCUAUUAAAAAAAAAACGUCUUGAAGGCAAAAAAAAAAUAUCUACAACCAACUAGUCACUGUUGAUAGUGUUUUUUAUAUAUCUAUAAUUGAUGCCAUGACCACUUCUUAUGAAUGCUUUAAGUUGGUGUACUGGAGUACUUUGAGAGAGAGGAUCUUGGUAUGGGGGACCAUCUCUACUUUUGUUUGAAAACAAAAAUGGUGGCACAUGGCGUUCUAGUUUAGUUGGAAUAGAAAGGAGGGAGGAGGGAGCAGGAAUGUACCACUAAAUGUUACACACAUUUAGUGGAAUGUACCACUAAAUGCCACUGGCUAUUGUCUCCUCCUUCCAGAAUAAGCAAUGUGAAAUUUAUAUACCUUACUUAAGGGAACGAACUGUGUUGUUCACAAAAGGUGCCCAAGCUUUUCAAGGAAUUCCACUCCUCUCUUCAUGCUCUUUCGUUCAUGUUCUUUUACACAAUGUUUUUGUUUUUAGCCAAGGAGUUGAAUUUGUAUCCAUUUUUAAGCAAUUAUCAAGUUGACACAUCGACAUUUACCAAUCUGAAAAGACGAGUAUGUGAAAAUAAUGUAUGUAAAAAGAUCAUAACCCUGUGAUAUCUAUGUGGAACCACCUUGAUGAUGAAUUUGAAAAAUGAAAGAUAAAAAACUGCACAAUAAUGCCACCACCGUCAUCUCAUGUAGUUAUGGGGGUAUUGCCCUGUCAUUUCAUGUAAUUGUCAUGAUUUUAUUAUUCACCAAAACAAAAGCCCAGCUGGAUGCAGUUGUAGUAGCCUUUGAAGCUCCCUGUUUGGACGUCCUCUUGGGGGUAACAUAUGACCACUUCAGCAUUUAUUUACAGUACAGUGUGUAUGAGUGUGAAGAGACCGCUUCUUCCAUAUGGUGAGGACUGGAGGGCACAUGGGGAAAUGGCAAAAUGGACGCCUCGUGUUUGACUCGUAGCACCCUUCUCAGGACAAGACUCACCAUCCCACUCUCCCCACUCCGUUCCCAACACAAAUAUGGCCCAGGUCUUCCACUGGGCAGCUGUGUUAGUUUGACCAAAAUGCCACCAUUAGCGUCUAAAAGGUUUUAUUUUUUAAAUUGUAGAGAAUAAUAAUGAAAGCUUUUGGAGAUGUGCUCUACUCUGGGCUCCCCUGCUGCACUGUCUGGAGUGUAGUGUGGGGUUGGAUUGCAAGAGAGAAUAGCAGUAUCGAAGAUAAGGGGACUAGACUGAGGAGAACUUUGCCUUUAAAACUUCAGUUUGUCUUCACUCACUCUCAUCGUUCCUUUGUCUUCUUUUUUAAGAGGUUACCCUGUAAUAAUUUGUACAGUUUUUUUUCUGCAUGUUAUAGGUGUAAUCAUUUCUUGGGGUUUCUGUUUUGUUAUACUGUUCGCAACAAGGUUAAAACUAUACAUUCACUGACAUGAUGGGCUUAUGGGCAAGGUUUUAUCAGGGUUGUCCACCACGUGUAGGUUUUUUUUUUUCCAUUAUUUCUUCCUCUUUUUUUGCACAGAGAUAUUUAAGGUGAGAGGUCAACAGCAUAAUGUAUGAAACUGGCCGCCAUGUUUGUGGAAAAAUGAUUAUAUUAACCAUACUCCGAUGUAAUUCAAUAAAAACGGAGGGCUAUUCAAAGUGAG